GCCCCGUACGCUCCUCUCUUUAGCUCCUCUGCUUUUUCUCAUUUGUUAAACUCCGCCUCCCUCGUAAGUCGCAUCGUCCAACUGAACUCAACUCAACUCAGAUCAGAUCGAAUCCAAAUCCAAUGGCUAUCACUUUCUCAGAUCUCCACACCGAAUCAGGCCUCAAAUCUCUCGAUGAGUUUCUUUCCGGAAAAUCCUAUGUUUCCGGAGACAAGCUCACCAAGGACGACAUCAAGGUAUACGCUGCCGUUUUGGUUAACCCCGGUAACUCUUUCCCCAAUGUUUGCAAGUGGUACGACGCCGUUUCUUCCCAACUCGCUGCAAGCUUCCCUGGAAAAGCUGUUGGAGUGAGAGUAGGUGGCAAAGGUGCCCCAGUUGUUGCUGCUCCUGCCAAGGAGGAAGCUGCUGCUGGAGAUGAUGAUGACCUUGACCUCUUUGGUGAUGAGACAGAGGAGGACAAGAAAGCUGCAGAGGCAAGGGAGGCAGCUAAGAAGCCAGCCAAAAAGAAAGAGAGUGGAAAGUCUUCUGUUCUUUUGGAUGUGAAGCCUUGGGAUGAUGAGACUGACAUGAAGAAGCUGGAAGAGGCUGUUCGGAGUGUUGAGAUUCCUGGUCUCUUUUGGGGAGCAUCAAAAUUGGUUGCAGUCGGUUAUGGGAUAAAGAAGCUCCAGAUCAUGCUUACCAUUGUGGAUGACCUUGUAUCUGUGGAUGACCUAAUUGAGGAGCGUCUUACUGUCGAACCUUGCAAUGAGUAUAUCCAAAGCUGUGACAUUGUUGCCUUCAACAAAAUCUAAGAAACUUCUUACUGGUUCUGGGUAGUAGCCAUUUUCAUUCGGCUAUAUAUUUUUUUUGUCGUUAGUUGUCAUCUCCAGUUACUGGUUUCUUUUUUUGAUGUGCUUUUGUUGUGGUUUUGUUUUCUAUAAUGGUGAGAGAUGAAAAUUGAACGUUUUGAAUCUCCUUGUCAUCGUGGCUACCUAAUGAUAUACUCUAAUUGAAAGCCUUUGUAGGCAUGUA
Molecule: messenger RNA, 1011 nt
Organism: Quercus robur (English oak)
Lineage: Eukaryota; Viridiplantae; Streptophyta; Magnoliopsida; Fagales; Fagaceae
Product: elongation factor 1-beta 2-like
Exons: 5
Coding region: 123-791 (222 amino acids)
Biological process (GO): translational elongation
Cellular component (GO): cytosol; eukaryotic translation elongation factor 1 complex
Molecular function (GO): guanyl-nucleotide exchange factor activity; translation elongation factor activity
Source: RefSeq, a predicted model, not a curated record